CCAGGUCUGUGAUGUGCCCGCUGUGCGGCGCGCUUUGGGUGGCGGGAACCCAUGCGGGCGCGCCGUGCUGCGUCGUGGGUUGCGUGUCCAGGCUGUGGGUGUGCGCCCUACCAUUACGGGUCUCGGAGGCUUUGCUGGGACCCAGCCCGUGAGUGUGUGUCUGGAUGUGUCGUACCGUGUGCGUUGCUCCAUGUGUCCAGGUACUGUACUGGGGACCGUGGGCUCUAGGCAUCCAAGUGUGAAUGUGUCUGUCUGAGCGAAUCAGUCCCUGUGACUUCGUGAGGGUCUGUGUGUUGCGCUGCCUUGUGUGUCCAGGUGUGAAGGUGUGAACUGUGCAUCCAUGUGUCUCGGGGGUGUCUGUGUGUGUGGAGAGGCCUGGGCAUCUGUCCCCACACCUGUGUGCACCCGUCCACUGAGCUCGUCAACCUUCUGCACUGCAGGGCGCCUUCAGCCACUGCUACAAGCUGACGGACAUGUCCACCAGUGCGGUGUUUGCCCUCAAAGUGAUUCCUCGUGGUGGGGGCGGGGCGGGGCGGCUGCGCCCCCGCGGCAAGGUGGAGCGCGAGAUCGCCCUGCAUAGCCGCCUGCGACACCGCAACAUCGUGGCCUUCCACGGACACUUUGCUGACCGUGACCACGUGUACAUGGUGUUGGAAUACUGCAGCCACCAGUCACUGGCCCACGUGCUGGAGGCGCGGCAGACGCUGACAGAGCCGGAGGUGCGUUACUACCUGCGGGGCCUGGUCAGUGGCCUGAGCUACCUGCACCAGCGGCGGAUCGUGCACCGGGACCUGAAGCUCAGUAACUUCUUUCUGAACAAAAACAUGGAGGUGAAGAUCGGAGACCUGGGGCUGGCCACCAGGGUGGGACCCGGGGGCCGCUGCCACAGGGUGCUCUGCGGGACCCCAAACUUCCUGGCCCCAGAGGUUGUGUCCAGGAACGGGCAUUCCUGCCAGUCAGACAUCUGGGCUCUGGGCUGCAUCAUGUACACCGUGCUGACUGGCGUUCCUCCCUUCGUGGCGGCGCCCCUGUCAGAGAUGUACCAAAACAUCCGAGAGGGUCGCUACCCAGAGCCUGCACACCUGUCUCCCAGCGCACGUCGCCUCAUCGCGCGCCUGCUGGCGCCCGACCCGGCUGAGCGGCCCAGUCUGGACCACCUGCUGCAGGACGACUUUUUCACGCAGGGCUUCACCCCGGACCGGCUGCCCCCGCACUGCUGCCACAGCCCGCCCGUCUUCACCAUCCCCCCGCCGCUGGGCAGGCUCUUCCGGAAGGUGGGCAGGCUGCUGCUGGCCCAGUGCUGGCCACCUUGCCCCUUCACCCCCACGGAGGCCUCAGGUCCAGGAGAAGAUGGUUCCGACCCUGACUCCAUGGAGUGGGGCAGUGAGGCCUCCUUGUCAGAGAGCAGAGCUCUGUGCCCCGAGGGCCCCAUCCACCUGCUCACCCAGGGGACCCUCCGGAGUGACCCGGCGGGGCCCGAGCAGACCCCGAGGCAGGAGGUGGAGGCGGCCAUCAGAAACCUGCGGCUCUGCCUGGACUCCGGCCCCCCAGCCGUGCAGGGCCCCCCAGGAGAGCGGCGGCCCGUCCGCUGGGCCCCCGAGUGGGUGGAUUAUUCCAGCAAGUACGGCUUUGGCUACCAGCUGUCAGAUGGGGGCAGCGGCGUCCUGCUUCGGGAUGGCACCCACAUGGCUCUGCGCCCCCCGGGGGGCCAAGUCUGCUAUGCACCCCACCGGGGGAACCUGGAGACGUUUGCCCUGAGGGACGUGCCCGGCCUGCUGGGCGCCAAGCUGGCCAUCCUGCGGCUCUUUGCCCGCUACAUGCAGCAGCGGCGGCGAGAGGAGGGGGACCCGCCCCUGCCCGCCCCACCAGCUGGCCCCGGGCUCUGCCUGCUGCGCUUCGUGGCGUCUGAGGGGGCCCUUCUGCUGCUCUUCAGUGACGGGUCCGUGCAGGUCAGCUGCUGCGGCAACCAGUCUCGACUGGUGCUGAGUGGUGGGGGCGAAGCGUUGCUGCUCACAGUCUGGGAACAGGGCCAGCCAGGCACCUCCUACCCGCUGGCCAUCCUGCGGAGUCACGGCUGUGCCCCAGCUGCCCGCCAGCACCUCCAGCAUGCCGUCCAUAUGCUGCUGAGCAUCUAGCAUUCCUGAGGGUCAGAGUGGACCACUGCAUGUUGAUGUCCAAGACCCAGGUUCCAUUUCUGUUCCUGUUGCUCCCCAAGAGGGGAAGUCCUAGAGGAGAGCAUGCAGGGGGCAUGGGAGGUGGGAGUCCUUGCCUUGUAGCCUGACUGUUCAACCUAGACUUUAGUUUGGAUUUGUUUUUCCUCCAUUAAAAACAAAAACAAAAA
Vicugna pacos (alpaca) is the source of this 2341-nucleotide messenger RNA. The record is from RefSeq and is a predicted model, not a curated record. NCBI's taxonomy places the organism in Eukaryota, Metazoa, Chordata, Mammalia, Artiodactyla, Camelidae.